Messenger RNA from Prunus armeniaca (apricot), 210 nucleotides. The record is from the annotation of a GenBank genome assembly. NCBI's taxonomy places the organism in Eukaryota, Viridiplantae, Streptophyta, Magnoliopsida, Rosales, Rosaceae.
AUGACGACGUAUGUAAUGGUGAAACGGUCGGAUUGCUCUGACCGUAUUGCUGUAACGAAACAGCGGUCGAGUUGCUUGGGCUGGGAUGGGUCUGGACGGCCACAGUGUGGACUGGGCCAAGUUGCUGGACCGCGGACUGUGCGGGGCUGCUUUGGCCCCAGUGAUACAGCCAAAGCAUGGAGUGGGCCGUACAUCGUCUCUGUCGGGUAG